AUGUGUAAUAAAAAUGAAGACAUUGAAAGUACAUUAUCUAAGUAUGCUUUAAAAAGAAAACAAUUAUUAGAAGAGGAAAAAAGAAAAAUGAAAGAAGAUUUAUUGUUAGAUGAAGAUGAAGAAGAUAUAUUUGAAGAAGUUGAAAUACCUUCUAAAAAACCUAAAGAAGAGGAAAUUACAAAGACAAAUGAACCAGUAAAAAGUUUACUUGAAAGGCAUUUAAAAAAUUUAGAAAAACCAAUAAAUGAAGAAAUAAAUAAUGAAGAUAUUAUAGAUCAAAUUGGUCCUAAAGGAGGAUUACAAACAUUUACAGAAAUAGCUAAAGGUAUUACAUAUCAAAAACCAUUGAAAACAAAUUGGAAACCACCAAAACGAUAUCGUAAAAUGGCACAAGAAGAAUGGGCAAAAAAUAGAAAAAAACAAAUGAUUCUUGUAGAAGGUGAAGAUAUACCACCAAUAAUAGAAAGUUUUGAAGAAAUGAAAUUUCCAAAAGUUUUAAUAAAAGGUAUGAAUUUGAAAGGUAUAAAAUUACCAACACCAAUUCAAAAACAAGGUAUGCCAGUAGCAUUAUCUGGUCGUGAUAUGAUUGGCAUUGCUUCAACUGGAGCUGGAAAAACAAUUACUUUUUUAGCUCCAUUGAUGGCAUUUUGUCUUCAACAAGAAAUUGAAUUGCCUUUUUCUAGAAAUGAAGGACCAUAUGGAUUAAUUGUCGUUCCUUCCAGAGAAUUAGCUCAACAAAUUUAUGAUGUAUGUAAAAAUAUUGGUGGUACUAUAUUUCAAGGUGGUCUUCCUGAAAUUAAAGUAGCAUUAACAAUUGGAGGACAAAAUAUGGCAGAACAAAAAACUCAAUUUAGUAAUGGAAUACACAUUGUUGUUGCAACUCCUGGACGUCUAUUGGCACACUUAGGUUCUAAAACUUUUAAUCUUCAAAUUUGUCGCUACGUAGUUUUAGAUGAAGCUGAUAGAAUGUUAGAUUUAGGUUUUGAGGAUGAUCUAGCAAAUAUUUUUUCAUAUUUUAAAGCGCAACGUCAAACGUUGUUAUUUUCAGCUACAAUGCCAAGGAAAAUUCAAAAUUUUGCAAAAAAAGCUUUAAUAAAACCUAUUAUUGUUAAUAUUGGAAGAGCCGGAGCAGCUUCAUUAAAUGUGACUCAAGAUAUAACAUAUGUUAGAGGUGAAGAUAAACUUCGUAAAAUUCUAGACUAUCUUCAAAAAACACCACCACGUGUAAUAAUAUUUGCUGAAAGAAAAGGAGAUGUUGAUAAAAUAUGUGAAUUUCUACUUUCUAAAGGAAUUGCUGCAGCAUCAAUACAUGGAGAAAAAGAUCAAGAGGAAAGGCACGAAGCAAUUAAUCGAUUUAGACAGGGUUUUCGUGAUGUUUUAGUUGCAACAGAUAUUGCUUCAAAAGGUCUUGAUUUUCCUAAUAUUAUGCAUGUUAUUAAUUAUGAUAUGCCAAAAGAUAUUGAAAAUUAUGUUCAUAGAAUUGGAAGAACUGGUCGAUCUGGAAAAAAAGGUUUAGCAACAACUUUUAUAAAUAAAAAAUCUGACUUAUCGACACUAGCAGAUUUAAAACAACUAUUAAUUGAAGCUGAUCAAGAAUUACCACAAUUUCUUAAAGAUUUGGUUAUUGAAGUUAAUAGUGAAGAACAAGAACCUGAGAAUAAAGAAGAAAUUUCUACUGAAGAUAAGGGAUGUUCUUAUUGUUCUGGAUUAGGUCAUAAGAUUUCUAAUUGUCCUAAAUUAGAAGCUAAUAACAGAAAACAAAUGUAUGGAAGGGAUUCAAGAUAUCACGAGUCAUCACAAUACUAG
Molecule: messenger RNA, 1806 nt
Organism: Strongyloides ratti
Lineage: Eukaryota; Metazoa; Nematoda; Chromadorea; Rhabditida; Strongyloididae
Product: Probable ATP-dependent RNA helicase DDX41
Exons: 2
Coding region: 1-1806 (601 amino acids)
Biological process (GO): mRNA splicing, via spliceosome
Cellular component (GO): spliceosomal complex
Molecular function (GO): ATP binding; RNA helicase activity; zinc ion binding
Source: RefSeq, a predicted model, not a curated record